AUGUCCAUUGGAGAAAAUCUGGAAUCUGAUGUUAAGAUCCCGAGCCUUGCGCCCGGUCGACCGGAUAUACUAUUUUCGAUCCCGGAGAAGGAAAGCCCCAAAGGUUUAUGGUUUACCUUAAAAGAAGGUAGCAAGUACAACCUGCAAUUCACAUUCCGAGUGAGCAACAACCUCGUAUCUGGUCUCAAGUACACUAUCACCAUAUGGAAAACCGGUGUUAAAGGUAAUCCGUUAAUCCAAAACACUAUCUAUCUUGCUCAUUUGAAAGAUUAUGUUCUUCACGAACAAAGAAUUAUCGUAACAGUCUACAGCGCAAAAGAGAUGAUGGGUAUCUUCAGUCCCAAGGCAGAGCUUUACACGUGA
Molecule: messenger RNA, 363 nt
Organism: Hibiscus syriacus
Lineage: Eukaryota; Viridiplantae; Streptophyta; Magnoliopsida; Malvales; Malvaceae
Product: rho GDP-dissociation inhibitor 1-like
Exons: 2
Coding region: 1-363 (120 amino acids)
Biological process (GO): Rho protein signal transduction
Cellular component (GO): cytoplasm; membrane; cytosol
Molecular function (GO): Rho GDP-dissociation inhibitor activity; protein binding
Source: RefSeq, a predicted model, not a curated record